Messenger RNA from Hippocampus comes (tiger tail seahorse), 2548 nucleotides. RefSeq names its product acylamino-acid-releasing enzyme-like. The transcript is spliced from 23 exons. Bases 93 to 2297 code for a protein of 734 amino acids. Gene Ontology annotation, molecular function: serine-type endopeptidase activity. Gene Ontology annotation, biological process: proteolysis. The record is from RefSeq and is a predicted model, not a curated record. Lineage: Eukaryota; Metazoa; Chordata; Actinopteri; Syngnathiformes; Syngnathidae.
CUUUUUAUUGUGAAUAAAAUCAAAGGAAAUCGUUUUGUGUAUCCUCAUCAACUUCUUGUGCUUUCAACCACAGUGACUCCCAACCUCCAGUCAUGGAUUCGCAGGUGAUUACCAACCCAGAGGAAAUCGCCAGACUCUACAGACAGCUCAGCCUCUUCCCCUCACUCAGCAGAGCAGACGUGGGACCUGUCAUCACCUCUCAGUAUGGAGGCAAAUACAGCAACAUCUACACAGAAUGGAGCCAGCGCGAUCUGGAGAGGAAUGAAAAUGUCAAGUUUUGCAAACAGUACAUCGUGUUCCAUGAUGACAAGUCUGUGGUAUUUUCAGCGCCAUCCGGAAACUGCACUGAGGUCCAAGGAGUGUUGCUAAGUAAAGAUUCCCCAUCUGGAGAAAUGAAGGCUGUUGUCAGAAAAAGUACAGUAAAGGGGGAAGAUAACCAGUUUCUGGAGAUCUGGAAUAAAAACAUCAAGAUGAAAAGCAUCAAUCUCACAGCUUUAAAGAAGCAUGGGAAAGUUUAUGAAGAUGACAUCUUUGGUUGCUUGGUCUGGUCCCAUUCUGAGACACACCUCCUGUAUGUGGCUGAGAAAAAGAGACCCAAGGCCGAGUCUUUCUUCCAGACUGAGUCUUCACCGUUGUCCUCUUCUGUGGAUGAGGAAGAGACUUUGAGAUCGGAGAAAAAAGAUGCUGUCAAAGGAGAGCAGUUUGUCUUCUAUGAGGACUGGGGAGAAGCGCUGGUUCAAAAGAGCAGUCCAGUGCUGUGUGUUGUGGACAUCGAGGGGAACAAUGUUUCUGUGUUGGAAGGAGUGCCUGAGAACAUCUCACCAGGACAGGCAUUUUGGGCUCCAGGUGACACUGGUGUGGUGUUUGCUGGAUGGUGUCACGAACCUUUCAGACUUGGACUCAGGUCCUGUCCCAACAGGAGCUCAUCUUUGUACUAUGUGGAUCUCACUGGAGGGAAAUGUGAGAAAUUGCUAUCUGGAAACAGUGCAGUGUCCUCCCCCAGGCUGAGCCCAGACCAGUGCCGGAUUGUCUACCUGGAAUGUACUUGCUAUGGACCACACAUGCAGUGUAGCCGACUGUGUAUGUAUGAUUGGUAUACUAAGAAGACCUCAGUGGUGGUGGAUGUGGUGAGGAGACCAGGAGAAGAUGGCUUCACUGGCAUCUAUUGCAGUCAUUUGCCGUCUAAAUGCUGGUCAGCUGAUAGUCAGCGAAUUAUUGUUGCCUGUCCUCAACGCAGCCGCAAGGAGUUGCUGAUGGUGGAUAUAAAUACAGGGAGUGUCACCUCUCUGACUUCAAAGUCUGGCAUGGGUGCUUGGAAUCUGCUGACUGUCGAGCGAGAUCUGAUAGUGGCAAGCUGCUCUUCUCCAAGCUGCCCUCCAAGUCUGAGAGUGGGUUUCCUUCCGACCAGGGAUUCUGAAGAAGAAGUGGUUUGGAUUACACUGGAGGAAUCUCAGACAAUGCUGGAAAUUGAUUGGCAGAUCUUGACAUUCACCCCUCCCUCAGAGCAAGACAACAGCCAAUACCCCGGCCUUGACUUUGAAGCUUUACUGAUCAAACCAAAGGAUGUGAAAGAUGGUGUCAAGCUGCCUCUCAUUGUGAUGCCUCAUGGGGGUCCACACUCAGUGAUUGUUGCGGACUGGCUUCUGUCCCCCGCUGUGCAAUGCAGGCUUGGCUUUGCUAUUUUAUUAGUGAACUAUCGUGGAUCGAUUGGAUUUGGCCAGGACAAUAUCCUUUCAUUGCCCGGCAAUGUUGGCACACAGGACGUCAAAGAUGUUCAAUUUGCCGUUGAAAGUGUUCUGAAAGCUGAGGAGUUUGACAGGCAGAAGCUGGCAGUUACCGGAGGUUCCCACGGUGGCUUCUUAGCCUGUCAUCUCAUCGGCCAAUACCCCGGUUUCUACAAGGCUUGCGUGGCUCUCAACCCUGUCGUGAAUUUGGCCUCUAUGGUUUGCACCACAGACAUCCCGGACUGGUGUGUAUUUGAGGCUGGCUUUGACUACAGUGCAGAUAGCAUACAUGAACCUGCUGUUUGGGAGCAAAUGUUGAGCAAGUCUCCAGUCCAACUUGUGGCACAGGUACAGACGCCGGUUUUACUCGUACUAGGAGAAGAUGAUAAGCGCGUGCCCCACAAACAAGGAAUUGAAUAUUACAGAGCUUUGAAAGCAAAGCAGGUGCUUGUCCGUUUGCUGACAUACCCGGGGAACAACCACUCGCUGUCCAGUGUGGAUGCUGAGUCUGAUAGCUUCAUGAACAGCAUUCUGUGGAUAAUACAACACUUGAGUGUGAGUGAUGGGGCUUGAAUGAAAAGAGGAUAGUGUGUUAACUCCAGCAAUAGAAUAUUAACAAAGGUUCUUUCCUGUUUUUGGGGUGUUGUGAAGCCAAACCAAAUAAGUGGUCUGAGUCCAGAACACACUUUGUGUUAGUUUAAUUCUGUCUUUAUCGACGGUGAUUACUAUCUUCUACAAUGUGUAUGAUUCUUAAUGUGUAUGAUUCUUUUCUUAAAUGUUCUAAACUCUUCUAAAACUUGAAUAAAGUCCGUUUUAAAUUAGUA